AUGUCGCAGUUCAUACCGCUUUCCCCCUCCUCGCCCUCCUCGCCCGAGUCGCCGGGCCUGCGACCGCGGCAACCCAGCCUCGACCCCGAACGCGAGAUCCUCUCGACCCGCGGGCAGCGCUUCUUGAACUUCUUGCCAAGUCGCGGCUCCAGCACGGCGCUGCACGAGCUGCAUGAGGAGCCACCCACGUUCCUGCGCCGUGGUUCGCAAUUGAUUGGGCACAGCAAUCCCCGCUAUGAAUGGCCCAUUGAAUCCCCAGCGCGGGUCAUCCCCGUCCAAGCUGACUGGAGAAGCCGGAAAUACUACGAGCGGAACAACGCCGUUAUCUCACAGUAUCUCUAUAUCGACCGUCUGCUGGACUCGUCUCUUCCGCACAAUCUCAUCGACGACUACGACGAGUCCCACCACCACCAUCAUCAUCAUCACCACCACCACCACCAUCCACAUGCAUUGGAAGACCAUGCAUACCAGCAACACGCCGAAAAUCCUCCCGAGGUAACCGCUGCCCAGGCCAAGGCGGCCCGCAUCAAGCGCACGCCACAUAACCUCUAUCGCAUCCCCGAUGAGACCGCACCCUUGCUCGAACCCAGUGCGGAGGAGGAAGUUUGUUCCCACCACGCCAUGCCAGAUCUGGAAUCCCACAGUGGCAUGCCUCCUGAGAAAGAGGAACGUCUGAUCAACUUAGCCAUUCGCAUCAACUUCGUGGCCAAUGUGCUGCUGCUGGCAUCCAAGGUGGCCAUUAUGGUGCUGACGAAUUCCAUGUCCGUCCUGGCGGGUCUCGUCGACGGCGUCCUCGACUUCCUGAGCACUGCCAUCGUAUGGACUACCAAUAUCAUGAUCCGCCGGCAAGACCGAAAUCGGUACCCGAUCAGUCGACGACGGCUGGAACCGCUCAGCGUCUUGGUCUUUUCCGUCAUCAUGGUCACCUCCUUCUUUCAAGUCGGGCUGACGUCGUUCAAUCGCUUGAUCGGCGAGAAUCUGACCCUCGUGCAGCUGUCUGUGCCCUCCCUGGUGCUCAUGGCAGCGACCGUCAUUGUCAAAUUACUCUGUUGGAUUUGGUGCCGUCUCAUACCCAGCCCCAGCGUACAGGUUCUGGCGCAGGACGCCAUGACGGAUGUGAUUUUCAAUACCUUCAGCAUCAUCUUCCCUCUUGUCGGUUCAUUUGCCCACCUCUGGUACCUGGAUCCCCUGGGCGGCCUCGUCCUAUCGGUGUAUAUCAUGUGGAACUGGGGUUCUACUGCAAGUGAAUAUAUCCGUCGACUGACCGGUGCCGCUGCCUCCCCAGAGGACCACAAUAUCCUGCUCUACAUGACCAUGCGCUUCUCGCGCGUCAUCCAGAAAAUCCAAGACCUCAAGGCCUACUACGCAGGGGACAAACUCAACGUCGAAGUGGACCUGGUCGUGGAUGAAAAGACAAGCCUGCGCGAUGCGCACGAUGUGGGUGAGAGCCUGCAGUAUAUCCUCGAGAGUGUGCCCACCGUCGAUCGGGCUUUUGUACAUUUGGAUUACGAUCCCUGGAACUUGCCGAGCCAUAUGAAUCAGCUAGACCGGUAG
This is a messenger RNA of Penicillium argentinense, 1554 nucleotides long. RefSeq names its product cation diffusion facilitator family transporter. NCBI's taxonomy places the organism in Eukaryota, Fungi, Ascomycota, Eurotiomycetes, Eurotiales, Aspergillaceae. The record is from RefSeq and is a predicted model, not a curated record. Gene Ontology annotation, biological process: transmembrane transport; monoatomic cation transport. The transcript has 3 exons. The coding region runs from base 1 to 1554 and encodes 517 amino acids. Gene Ontology annotation, molecular function: monoatomic cation transmembrane transporter activity. Gene Ontology annotation, cellular component: membrane.